UACUCAGUAUAUUGCACAUCCCUAACGAAGAACUUACACCAGUAGAAACACCAUGGCAGACAAAUCCAAAACAGAGCGUCCAUCAUGGAACAAAGAAGAAUACGCCACAAAAGCUAAAGAGAAAGACAAGGAAGCCUACGAACACGCCAAAGCAACCGAAGAAUCUCUCGCCAAAGGCCAUGCACCAAAGAAACAAUCUCAGUACGAUGAUCUGCCCAAACCUACAGAACUCCUCAAGGCGAGGACAGAGGAUCUGGGAUUGACGAAGAAUUUGAAUAAGACCAUGUUGGUUACGACGACUACGACAGGUAAAGGACCGAGAGGUGCUGGAUUUUAUUGUGAACUUUGCAAUCGAACUUUUAAAGACAGUCUUGCAUACCUAGACCACAUUAAUGGCCGUCUCCAUCUUCUCAAACUCGGUCAAUCAACCCACGUCGAACGCUCCACCCUCUCCCAAGUCCGCGCCAAAAUCGCUUCCCUCCGCGCUGCCACCCACCAGAAAGUAACCGCCCAGAAUUUCGAUUUUCAGUCCCGCCUGAAAGCCGUAAAGAAUGCGCAGGAGGCCGAAAGAGAGAGGAGGAAAGAUGAGAGGAGGAGGAAGAAGAUGGAGAGGGAAAAGAGAGAGGAAAGGAGAAGGAUGGGGAUUUUAGAUGACGAUGAAGGCAAUAGAGAUGAAAGCGGGGAGAAGAUGGAUGUGGACGGGGCAGAGAAGGAUGUGAAGGAUGGCAAGAAAGACAAGAGACAAGAGCGGAAAGAAAAGAGGGAACAGCAAGUAAAGGACCAACAACGAGAUAGAGAGGUCGAGAAGGCAAUUAGAGAGAAUGAGGAUAUGUCGACUAUGAUGGGUUUCGGCGGUUUCGGUACGUCAAAACGAAAGUAGACUACUUUUGCCCGUUACCUUGGUGGCCUAUCUGUUUCUUGUCCUUCGCUUUCGGGACCAGGAUCGAAAGACUGGAUGUUCUUUUUAAGAGCUGGGCGCUGUCCUUCCACAUGCACAAGCAAAGCAGGGACAGGAGAAGUAGUGUGCAAAGAUUAGAAAAUCAAAAAUCAGAAAGAAACUAAGUUAUGUGGGACAGCAUCUGUUGUACUCUAUUACACUUUGCGUUAAGUAGGAAGCUCGAAGUAUUGUGCUCUACAUCUAGGUAAUCAAGGUAACUUUCAAGCCACAAAAAUGCAUUUUUCCAUUCC
Cryptococcus deneoformans JEC21 is the source of this 1188-nucleotide messenger RNA. RefSeq lists its product as hypothetical. The transcript has 3 exons. Gene Ontology annotation, biological process: mRNA splicing, via spliceosome. Gene Ontology annotation, cellular component: U4/U6 x U5 tri-snRNP complex; spliceosomal complex. NCBI's taxonomy places the organism in Eukaryota, Fungi, Basidiomycota, Tremellomycetes, Tremellales, Cryptococcaceae. The record is from RefSeq and is a predicted model, not a curated record. Gene Ontology annotation, molecular function: nucleic acid binding; zinc ion binding. Bases 53 to 880 code for a protein of 275 amino acids.